Messenger RNA from Mirounga angustirostris (Northern elephant seal), 1491 nucleotides. Its product is annotated as serine/arginine repetitive matrix protein 3-like. NCBI's taxonomy places the organism in Eukaryota, Metazoa, Chordata, Mammalia, Carnivora, Phocidae. The transcript is spliced from 2 exons. The coding region runs from base 1 to 1491 and encodes 496 amino acids. The record is from RefSeq and is a predicted model, not a curated record.
AUGACUGAGCAGGAGGCUCCGAGUCUCUCCGCCGAAGGGCUGCCACCGCCGAAGGCCUUCGCGUUUAGUCCUCUGCUCCAAGGGCGGCCGCAGCCCUCAGGGAGGCCAGCCCAUCCUCGCCCCUCCCGAGGUUAUCCUCAGAGCUCACUUCCCUGGGGCUCCGAGGGCUCACAUCCUGCUGUCGUCGGGAGGCUCCUUCUCGUCGCGAGAAAGGUUCUAGGCCUCCGGCUCGCUCUCCGCCUCUCUCGAGAUCCCGGCAGGCCUCUGUCACAGAACCCAGCGGUCGGAUCCUCUCCGCCUCGCUUUGCGAGCCUGGAGAAGUGCGUCCCUUCUCGCUUGCCUUAUGCCAGGCGAGGCGGGGACCGCACUACAGCGCUACCAGCCGGAGGGGGGAACGCUCACGUGCGGCACUUUGCUUUCCAGCCGGCGACAAUAGCUCUCGAGAAAACCACCGUUCAGACGACCAGGACUAGUAUUAUUUUGUCCUGGGAGCCCGCACAGGAGGGAGGAAAGGCCGUCUACCCGACCUGGGCAGCGGACGCACCCCUUUUCUCCCCCUCGGUUCGUCUGAACGGCCCGGAGCGGCGGGCCAGCCAGCCUCGGCGGAGCUGCCUCAGCGGAGCUGCCUCAGCCUUUGACAGCUCGGCGCGAGCACCUCGGGCCUGGAGUCCCAGCUCCAGGGGAGGGACGGGGCGGGGCGAGCGCGCGCGGGGCGGGGCGAGCGCGAGCCGGGGCGAGAGGAGGGAGCGCGCGAGCGGAGCCGAGCGGUGCCGAGCAGAGCAGGGAGGUAUUGGGGAGAGGCUGGCUGAGCCCGCCGGCGCGGAUCGUGCUGCGUCGCCGGGCUCCGCGUACCCCCGCCUCUGCCCAGGCUCCCGCGAAACUUUUAUUCUCUGGGGGCUUCCCGGGGUGUCUGAAGGAAUCGGAGCGCUCGGCAAGCUCUGCGCUCCCCUGCCGCGGCGACCCAGGGGACGUGCAUCCCUUGCCCGCUGGGCUCUCGCGCCCCGCACCUCCUCACCUGCUGCUGAUCUCUCCCCAGAGCGGCGAGGGGGCACCGGCGGAAGGGCCGCGCGGGCGCCAGCGCCUCCGAAUUCUCCCGCCCACCACCGUAGACUCGCCCGGCGCAACUUUAACUUGAUUCCUCUAGCCCAGCUCGGGCACCGGCGGCUGCCGCUUUGCUGCCACCUUUGCCGUCUCGGCUACCGCCUCACAAAGGGGCGCGUGGAGGGGAGGCGGCACAUCCGCGGGCACAGGCGCCGGUGCGCGAGGCGCGGGCCUCCUUGCCGCCGAGGCCGGGAGACAAAAGGGAAACUGCCUCUGUUCGCCGUGCGGGCUGGGAGCAGCCUGCUCGUCCGCCUUCUGCCGGGCUCCGCGAGUCUCCUCCCCCAAGCCUCGGCUGCUGCUCCGCCUCCCUCCCCGCGGGCUGUCCCCGCAGUGCUCCGGGACCCGGCGAGCCUUCGGGGCGCGCGUCGCUGCUGGUGGUUGGGGCUGUAG